Microthlaspi erraticum is the source of this 1431-nucleotide messenger RNA. The record is from the annotation of a GenBank genome assembly. Lineage: Eukaryota; Viridiplantae; Streptophyta; Magnoliopsida; Brassicales; Brassicaceae.
AUGGGUUUUGUUGGAGUAAAAGAUUUUUUGACGAUAACACUAGCCACCGAGCAUCCUCAGGUGAUACCAAUCUCUGUGUUCAUCGCCAUUCUCUGCCUCUGUUUGGUUAUUGGCCACUUGCUUGAAGAAAAUCGAUGGGUCAAUGAAUCCAUUACCGCCAUUCUAGUCGGAGCUGUAUCAGGAACGGUUAUCUUGCUAAUUAGUAAAGGAAAAAGUUCUCACAUUUUGGUGUUUGAUGAGGAACUCUUCUUCAUUUACCUUCUUCCUCCAAUCAUUUUCAAUGCUGGAUUCCAGGUCAAGAAAAAGAAGUUUUUUCACAACUUUUUAACAAUCAUGUCGUUUGGUGUGAUUGGAGUUUUCAUCUCCACUGUCAUUAUUUCUUUUGGUACUUGGUGGAUUUUUCCCAAGUUGGGAUUUAAGGGACUGAGUGCUCGAGACUAUCUUGCCAUCGGAACGAUUUUCUCUUCAACUGACACUGUUUGCACCCUACAGAUUCUCCAUCAAGAUGAAACUCCAUUGCUAUACAGCUUAGUCUUUGGAGAAGGAGUAGUGAAUGAUGCAACCUCUGUUGUACUGUUCAACGCCGUGCAAAAGAUUCAUUUUGAAAGCCUCAACGGUUGGACGGCUCUCACUAUAUUCGGAAACUUUUUGUACCUUUUCUUUACAAGCACAAUCCUCGGAAUUGCUGUGGGGCUAGUAACAUCUUUUGUCCUUAAAACCUUGUAUUUUGGAAGGCAUGUAUUUGCGAUGAUGUCCUUCAUUGCGGAGACGUUCAUAUUUCUGUAUGUUGGAACAGAUGCUCUUGACUUUACCAAGUGGAAGACAAGCAGCUUAAGCUUUGGUGGUACUUUAGGUGUCUCUAGCGUCAUAACCGGAUUAGUGUUGCUUGGACGAGCAGCGUUUGUGUUUCCACUCUCUGUCUUGACAAAUUUCAUGAAUAGACACACUGAAAGAAGCGAGUCUAUCACAUUUAAGCACCAGGUGAUUAUUUGGUGGGCGGGUCUUAUGCGAGGUGCUGUCUCAAUUGCUUUGGCUUUCAAGCAGUUUACGUACUCUGGUGUUACAUUGGAUCCUUUGAAUGCUGCCAUGGUCACCAACACCAUUAUCGUUGUCCUCUUUAGUACACUGGUAUUUGGUUUCUUGACAAAGCCACUUGUGAACUAUCUGCUUCCUCAUGAUGAAAGUCACGACAACAACGUGGACAAAGGUAAAGCCGCUGCUGCGCCUGGUUCGCCGAAGGAAGAUGCGACGCUUCCUCUGCUCUCCUUUGACGAGUCUGCUUCCACAAACUUCAACAGAGCUAAAGAUAGUAUCUCCCUUCUCAUGGAACAACCUGUUUACACUAUCCACCGCUACUGGAGAAAGUUUGACGACACGUACAUGAGGCCUAUCUUCGGUGGACCUGGUCGUGAACAUCAACCACAAUGCUAG